CCGAGGGAAGCCCGGACUCUGGUCGUCGCUCCGAGUCACUCUCUCCCGGCAGGCUCCCGGCCCGGCCGAUCCUAGUUUUUCGUCGCCCGCGGUUCGCCGCCCCGCUAGCCGCCGCGAUGCCGGUGUUUCACACGCGCACGAUCGAGAGCAUCCUGGAGCCGGUGGCGCAGCAGAUCUCGCACCUGGUGAUUAUGCACGAGGAGGGCGAGGUGGACGGCAAAGCCAUUCCUGACCUCACCGCGCCCGUGGCCGCCGUGCAGGCGGCCGUCAGCAACCUCGUCCGGGUUGGAAAAGAGACAGUUCAGACCACCGAGGAUCAGAUUUUGAAGAGAGACAUGCCGCCAGCAUUUAUUAAGGUUGAGAAUGCUUGCACCAAGCUUGUUCAGGCAGCUCAGAUGCUUCAGGCUGACCCAUACUCAGUUCCUGCGCGGGAUUACCUCAUUGAUGGGUCUAGGGGAAUCCUCUCUGGCACGUCAGACCUACUUCUCACCUUUGAUGAGGCCGAGGUUCGUAAAAUCAUUAGAGUUUGCAAAGGAAUUUUGGAGUAUCUUACGGUGGCAGAGGUAGUGGAGACUAUGGAAGAUUUAGUCACUUACACAAAGAAUCUUGGACCAGGGAUGACUAAGAUGGCGAAAAUGAUUGAUGAGAGACAGCAGGAACUGACUCACCAGGAACACCGAGUGAUGCUGGUGAAUUCGAUGAACACCGUCAAAGAGCUGCUUCCUGUUCUCAUCUCAGCUAUGAAGAUUUUUGUUACAACCAAAAACUCAAAAAACCAAGGAAUAGAAGAAGCUUUGAAAAAUCGAAAUUUCACUGUAGAAAAGAUGAGUGCUGAAAUUAAUGAGAUCAUUCGUGUGUUACAACUCACUUCUUGGGAUGAAGAUGCCUGGGCCAGCAAGGACACUGAAGCUAUGAAGAGAGCGCUGGCGUCCAUAGAUUCCAAACUGAAUCAAGCCAAAGGUUGGCUCCGUGACCCCAGUGCCUCCCCAGGGGACGCUGGUGAGCAGGCCAUCAGGCAGAUCUUAGAUGAAGCUGGAAAAGUUGGUGAACUUUGUGCAGGCAAGGAACGCAGGGAGAUCCUAGGAACCUGCAAAAUGCUAGGACAGAUGACUGACCAAGUGGCUGACCUCCGAGCCAGAGGACAAGGAGCCUCGCCAGUGGCCAUGCAGAAGGCUCAGCAGGUGUCUCAGGGUCUCGACGUGCUCACUGCGAAAGUGGAAAAUGCAGCUCGGAAGCUGGAAGCCAUGACAAACUCAAAGCAGAGUAUUGCCAAGAAGAUUGAUGCUGCCCAGAAUUGGCUUGCAGAUCCAAACGGUGGGCCUGAAGGAGAAGAACAGAUUCGAGGGGCUUUGGCGGAAGCGCGGAAGAUUGCAGAAUUAUGUGAUGAUCCUAAGGAGAGAGAUGACAUCCUACGCUCCCUUGGAGAGAUAGCCGCUCUGACCUCUAAAUUGGGAGAUUUACGAAGACAGGGCAAAGGAGACUCCCCAGAGGCUAGAGCAUUGGCUAAACAGGUGACCACGGCCCUGCAGAAUCUACAGACCAAAACCAACAGGGCUGUGGCCAACAGCAGACCCGCCAAGGCAGCUGUCCACCUUGAGGGAAAGAUUGAACAAGCACAGCGGUGGAUUGAUAAUCCUACAGUAGAUGACCGUGGAGUUGGUCAGGCUGCCAUCCGUGGACUUGUGGCUGAAGGACAUCGUCUGGCCAACGUCAUGAUGGGACCUUAUCGCCAAGAUCUUCUUGCUAAGUGUGACCGUGUAGAUCAGCUAACAGCCCAACUGGCUGACUUGGCUGCCCGGGGGGAAGGGGAGAGUCCGCAGGCGAGAGCACUUGCAUCCCAGCUUCAAGACUCCUUAAAGGAUCUUAAAGCUCAGAUGCAGGAAGCUAUGACCCAGGAGGUGUCUGAUGUUUUCAGCGAUACCACAACUCCCAUCAAGCUGUUGGCAGUGGCGGCCACAGCUCCUCCUGAUGCACCCAAUAGGGAAGAGGUAUUUGAUGAGAGGGCAGCCAACUUUGAAAACCAUUCAGGAAGGCUUGGAGCCACAGCGGAGAAGGCGGCUGCUGUUGGUACUGCCAAUAAAUCAACAGUGGAAGGCAUUCAGGCAUCAGUGAAGACUGCCCGAGAACUCACUCCCCAGGUCAUCUCUGCUGCGCGAAUCUUACUGAGGAACCCUGGUAAUCAAGCUGCUUAUGAACAUUUUGAGACCAUGAAGAACCAGUGGAUUGAUAAUGUUGAAAAGAUGACAGGGCUGGUAGACGAGGCUAUUGAUACCAAAUCUCUGUUGGAUGCUUCUGAAGAAGCAAUUAAGAAAGACCUGGACAAGUGUAAGGUAGCCAUGGCCAAUAUUCAACCUCAGAUGCUGGUCGCUGGAGCAACCAGCAUUGCUCGUCGAGCCAACCGGAUCCUGCUGGUUGCUAAGAGGGAGGUAGAGAACUCUGAGGACCCGAAGUUCCGCGAGGCUGUGAAAGCUGCCUCUGAUGAAUUGAGCAAAACAAUCUCCCCAAUGGUGAUGGAUGCCAAGGCUGUGGCUGGAAACAUCUCUGACCCUGGCCUGCAAAAGAGCUUCCUGGACUCAGGAUAUCGGAUCCUGGGAGCCGUGGCCAAGGUCAGAGAAGCCUUCCAACCUCAGGAGCCUGACUUCCCACCUCCUCCACCAGACCUUGAACAGCUCCGACUAACUGAUGAGCUUGCUCCUCCUAAGCCACCUCUUCCUGAGGGCGAAGUUCCUCCACCCAGGCCCCCUCCUCCAGAGGAGAAGGAUGAAGAGUUCCCCGAGCAGAAAGCUGGGGAGGUGAUUAAUCAGCCCAUGAUGAUGGCUGCCAGGCAGCUCCAUGAUGAAGCUCGGAAAUGGUCUAGCAAGCCGGGUAUCCCAGCUGCUCAGGUGGGUAUAGGAGUUGUAGCUGAGGCAGAUGCGGCUGAUGCUGUUGGGUUCCCUUUCCCCUCUGACAUGGAAGACGAUUACGAACCUGAGCUGCUGUUAAUGCCAUCUAAUCAGCCGGUCAACCAGCCCAUUCUGGCCGCGGCUCAGUCCUUGCAUCGGGAAGCUACCAAGUGGUCUAGUAAGGGCAAUGACAUCAUUGCAGCAGCCAAGCGCAUGGCUCUGCUGAUGGCAGAGAUGUCUCGGCUGGUAAGAGGGGGUAGUGGUACCAAGCGGGCACUUAUUCAGUGUGCCAAGGACAUCGCUAAAGCCUCUGAUGAGGUGACUCGGCUGGCCAAGGAGGUUGCCAAGCAGUGUACAGAUAAGCGGAUUAGAACCAAUCUCUUACAGGUGUGUGAGAGAAUCCCAACUAUAAGCACCCAGCUCAAAAUCUUGUCCACAGUGAAGGCUACCAUGCUGGGCCGGACCAACAUCAGCGACGAGGAAUCCGAGCAGGCCACAGAGAUGCUGGUUCAUAAUGCCCAGAACCUCAUGCAGUCUGUGAAGGAGACUGUGCGAGAAGCAGAAGCCGCUUCAAUCAAAAUUCGAACAGAUGCUGGAUUUACUUUGCGCUGGGUCAGAAAGACUCCCUGGUACCAGUAGGCGCCUAGCCAAUCCUGGCUGGUAUAUAUAAGCAUCUGCUAGGGAGAAGAGAAUGAGGAGUUCAGAGUUACUGGGAGUAGAAAUCAAUUCCUGGUCUCACACACCAGAAAUGAAUGGGGGCUUCUCACAUAGAAAACAUUUACACUCUUGUUAUGGACACUUUGCGAUGUGUCUCUGUAUGGACCCUGUACUCUCACAGCACUCCUGUGCACAGUAACCCAGUAAGUAGACUGGGUCUCUAGCCCAUGGAUUACAUAAGCUCCGAGUAAGAGUGAACACUAUCUGGAAGCCCUGCUCUGCUCCAGGGAACAUAACCCUCUGUUUACAGUUUACCAACUCCCUUUCCUCAUUUAGGCCCCCUAGACUAGAGCUGUGGCAAGUCAGUUAAUUAACUGUGCUUCCAAAAGUUAUUUUGGGUUUUCCAUGUUGCUGUUGACCUGCCUGCCUUCCCUGGGCCAUGCAUCAUCACUGCAGGAUAAGGUGGUCUCUUAUAAGGGAGGGUCUGCAUUCAUUUCCUGCUUUACCCCAUGUAAUCCUAGUUUCUCACGAUGUAAAACUGGGAGGAAAUCACUAUUCUGUCUUUACCAUGCCCCUGAGUAAUAUCUGUGCUCGGGGAAACUUCCUGCUUCACAUCCUGCCUUGCUUGGUUGCCAAGGUAACCACCCAGCAAACACACUGGUGCUCUCUGCCUCUAGAGGGGCAGAGUAGCUGGGGUGUGAUCCUGCCCAUUCCCCCAAUGGGGCCACUCCCAGGUUCUCUAUGCUUUGUCACUGCCAGUAGAGGUCUGUGCUGACGCCUUAGCAUUCAUUCAUAACUUUUUCUUUCUUUCCUUUUUUUUUUUUUUUAAAAUUUCUGAGCUGAAAUGCUGCAUUUAUUUUUAACCAAAUCACCCCGGGCUUUGGCAGUCUUCUAUAUGCUUCUUAAACAAGACUUUAAAGAUACAUAGGUAUGUGUUUGUCUGUAAUCCUCCCUAGCCCCCACUUUUUUUUUUUAAAUUUUGAGACUGGAUCUUCUUAUGCUGUCAGGCUAGCCUUUGAACUUCAGGGUUCAAGCAACCUGCCUACAAAGUAUUAGCACCUACCAACCACACUUGGCUCCUUUAAAGUUUGGAAGGUCCAUUCAAAAUUAAGCCCUAAAAAUUACGGCUUGCUCCUUAAGAACAUUGAAUGGAAAGGCAGUCCUGUCUGAAAGAUACUUCUUGUGUAAAGGAGAUAGCACUUGCAGAUUACAAUGCUGGUGCUGCUAGAAUAAAUCAUAGAAAUUACUAUAAUUCCAGUUGCUUUUAACCAACUACAGCCAAGUCUUUCAUCCUCUCCCACAUAUUCAAGAGUAAUGAGUAUGAUAUCUAAUAUCAGAAAGAUAUGUUUCCUAUCUGGCAAAGUAAGUGAGAAAGUGACUUUCCCAGUAUUUAUCCACAAGCAUUUUCAAGGACAUAAAUAUUACUUUCAGAAGUCAAUAAUCAGAUGAAUGGAGUGAGACCCUUUCCUGGAUGUUCUUCCCUUACCUACUGCGUUCAAUCCCAACACUGAAUGUGUAAACCUUAAGUUGAUCCUGUACACUCAGGCUUCCUCUAUUUCCUUUCAGCUGAUUAUUGUCAAAGCUCUCAAUAUACUUGUAGAGUUGCUUACCUGAUAUAAAUGCAUAUCAAUGCCUUUAAAGUAUGACUCUAUGCCAAAGAUCACCUUUUGUUUUAAAGAUUACUUAGAGGAACUAAGAAUCAUUUUUGCUCUCCAAGUUCUUCCAGUUCUGGAGACACACGUCUGCCAGGUGUGCUUUCCGUGAGCGUCAAUGCUUACAAUACAAGGAGGCAAAAGGAAACAGUCCGUGAAUGAGUUAGAGAUGCUACCACUAAAACAAAAGAAACUACAUUUAUAAGCUAGGAUUUAUUAUAUACAAAUAUUUUCUGCCUUUUCUUUUGUUCUGUUUAAAACAAAUAAAAUACAUUUAUAUGAAUAACUCUCUGAAUGAUGGACAUACUAUUUUAAUAACAACUUUAGGUCAGACUUUUAUUUCUGAAGAAUAGCCAAUGAAAUUAAUCCUCAGGAUAUGGAUAAUAUUAAAAAAUACUAAAGAUUUUAUUCAAUCCAUAAAGGAAUGGAAAUUAAUAGUAUAUUUACAUAAGUGGGUCUAUGUGGUAAAGGACAGUCUUGGCACCUAUACAUUAGAAGGAGCAGAAACCACAAGUUAUCAGUGGCAAAGCAGCUAGGUGUGGGUUACCAUUGGUAGAAGUAACUCUCAUUUUAGAAGGUUUUAGCUAUUACCGGAGACCAUAACUGUCCCUUAAAAAGCAGAAGUUGUGAAACAUGGGGGGCACUAUUGUGUCUUCCAAACUCCAGUAUGGAACAGUGUCGUCAGAAUCCAGUAGGGCUGAGGCUUGAGAAAUCACUGACUAAAAUAAAAACAUGUUUUUGCCUAAUUUUCUAGAACAGGGGUGGGGGGAGGAGUUAAAUAAUACUACAGGAUGAAAUUCAUCAUUGUGUUGACUGAGAAGUUCCCAACUGGAGAAGUGGAUUGCAGCCUGGUUCCAAGGCUGUGGAAUUCACUUAGCCAACAUUGUUGCUUCUAAGGAAAACAACACUAGCAUAUUCCAGUGUUCUUCUGUAGCAACAUGUAAGGAAUGAACCCACCAGCUGAAUUCCCCAUGUGUACGUGUAUGGCAGGCUACCUCACACAGAAAAUAACCAUGUUUUAUUUGCUUUUAGAUUAUGGUUCCUUAAGAACAAAGAAAAGGGGAAUAUGCUAGAUUAACCAGAACUCAGGUGUUUAAAAAAUUUUGAAUCUAUAUGGGAAGUGAUGUAAUGAAGGUAGUUUUUAUCACUUUUACCACUAAGUCUGUGACUAGAAAGGGGACACUUUAAAAUGAUGAAUGGUUGUGACUAUGCUCUACUUAGGAAAAGGCCUCCUGAAUGUUCUUAAGCAACUGUAAUACUUGUGAUACAGAAGAAACUGAUCCCAUGCAGCUGGCUCUAACUCAGCCUGGAUAUGAGAAUGUUCCAUCAACAAUCAAACUUAAAAAAAAAAUCAGUUUGUUGCUUUUAUAUUUUUAUUGACAUUAUAGCCAGAGCUAGGGAAAGGACUUACUGGGCUCUAUCAAAUUAAUAAGUACAAUAAUUUAACUGUAAAGGAACACAGUCUGCUUGGCUGUUUUAGCAGAAAUCAUUAGAGACAAGGGACUCUUGGUAUAUGUUCCACUUUGAAAGACAAGACUGCACAGGAGGAAUGUUGGACAGUCUAGGUAUUGAUGGUGAGACAAAGGAUUGCGAAGAAAUUCAACUGUCAAAAUUGUUUUUGAGUUAAAAGACAAGAUAUUUAAAUUAGAGCUAGAUAACCAAUCUUAGUCAAAGCGAAUAGAUAUUUUGCAUUUUGACUUAAAGCUGCCAAUCUAAGAUUGGUUACUCAAGUAAUUUCUAUUUGAAGCUGCAAAAGCUGGCCUUUCUUAUUAGACGAGGGUAACAGUAACCAUGCUACUGUAUCACCAGCACUCCAACAAGGACUGUAAGAGAGAGAUGGAAGAAAAUAAUGGGCUACAGGAUAAGAAGACUAAGUCUAAAGAAAAUCAAGGGGAAAUAGGAAGAGCAAAUACUUAUAUCUUAACUUUCAGUCUUCCUCCAUUUUCAUGUCUAAUGAGGCAAAAUCACUGCAUAAAGGAUUUCCAAGCAAAUGAUGUAGAAUGCAAUGAGUCAUAGACUGACUUUCCCAGUGUUAAAAUCGAUUGGUAUAAAUCAUGACUGAGAAUGUUUGUCCUUCGUGUACACAGUACAACAAAGACACUUAAGUGCUUCAGUCACAUUUUGAUAGGGUGGGAAGUUUAGGAAAGGUGCCUGUCACAAUGGCCUUAGGAUAUAAGUACUAUGAAAAGGAGCUCCUCCAAAUACAGGGCAUACAGGUAAAUCCAACCAUUUAAGCACAAAAAGAUAAAAGACUGAGAAGAGAAAGAAUAGUGGUAGUGAAGCAGACACAUUUUUCUCCUUUUGCUGAACUGGGACACGAGAUUUUCAGGCUAACUAGGUUACAGUGGCAUUAGAUAAAGCUUUACUGAAACAUGAAAAUGGCAAGAUUUUGCUUAAUUUUCUCUUUUACUACUUUAAUUUGUUUAAAAGCACAAACACUUGUGCCUGCAAUAACUUCCUAUAAGCAGAAGUAGUGUUCCCUUUUAUUAUCUUAAUAAAGUAUUUGCCCCUUUGAUGCAAAUGAUGUUGACUGUGCUAUCUAGCAGCUGAUGGUGUAUCUACUGCAGCAAGGU
This is a messenger RNA of Myodes glareolus (Bank vole), 7764 nucleotides long. RefSeq names its product vinculin (gene Vcl). Lineage: Eukaryota; Metazoa; Chordata; Mammalia; Rodentia; Cricetidae. Gene Ontology annotation, molecular function: actin filament binding; structural molecule activity. The record is from RefSeq and is a predicted model, not a curated record. Gene Ontology annotation, cellular component: actin cytoskeleton. Gene Ontology annotation, biological process: cell adhesion.